UCAUUCUUCUACCUCCUUAUCUAUCUCCUCCUCUUCUUCUUUUAGAGAGAGAAAGUGUUUAGAGAGAGAGAGAUGGGGAAUUGCCAGGCUGUGGAUGCUGCAGCACUAGUGAUACAACAUCCGAGUGGGAAGACACAGAGGAUGUAUUGGCCGGUGACUGCUACAGAGGUGAUGAAAAUGAACCCGGGUCACUAUGUUUCUCUCAUAAUUCCGUUGGACAUUUCUGGCGAAGAGAAUUCGGAUGAUAAGACGGUGCGUUACACUCGUGUGAAGCUUCUCCGGCCAAGCGACACUCUUGCUCUUGGCCGAGCCUAUCGGCUCAUCACCUCUCAAGAGGUUAUGAAGGUGUUACGAGCAAAGAAGUACGCGAAAAUGAAGAACCGGCCUGAAUUGGCUGAGAAGUUGCAGAUGAAUAUGGAGAAGCAGAGUUCGAAUCGUGAGGCAGAAGCAAGAGGGUCUGAAUUGGAGAAGACCAGUCAGGCAACGAGACACGAAAGACGCCGGCAAAGAUCAGGAUCAACAAAUUUUGCUGCAGCAAGGUCAAAAUCAUGGCGUCCCUCCUUACAGAGCAUCUCCGAGGCUGCAAGCUAACGUGCUUCUGUGUGUAACGUCCGCAACAACUCAUGAAAUGUAUAGUGAAUACCCAUUUAGAGAUGCACGUUCAUGAUGGACUUCCAGACCUGGAAAACAGAGAUACAGUAAAUUCAUGGAAGUUGCCACCAAGAUUUCAAACCAUCAUCGACCACAACUUGAGUAUUUGAACCACUUCUAAUAAGACAAUUUCUGUAUAGCUAAGGAAACAGCAAUGGAUAAUCCGGCAAUGUUUUCGUGACAAAUAUUACAUUGCCAAUCUAUGUGUAACUUCCAAGUCUUUCCCCGUGUUUUCAUUGUCGAUGAGCAGAAGAUUAAACAGUAAAUACAACUUGUAAAAUAUAGAAUGUAUGAAAGAGUUGGAGACAA
Messenger RNA from Cornus florida, 960 nucleotides. RefSeq lists its product as uncharacterized. The transcript has 3 exons. The record is from RefSeq and is a predicted model, not a curated record. Lineage: Eukaryota; Viridiplantae; Streptophyta; Magnoliopsida; Cornales; Cornaceae. Bases 73 to 591 code for a protein of 172 amino acids.